Messenger RNA from Fusarium poae, 1614 nucleotides. RefSeq lists its product as uncharacterized. The transcript is spliced from 3 exons. NCBI's taxonomy places the organism in Eukaryota, Fungi, Ascomycota, Sordariomycetes, Hypocreales, Nectriaceae. The record is from RefSeq and is a predicted model, not a curated record. The coding region runs from base 1 to 1614 and encodes 537 amino acids.
AUGACUGGCUCGAUUUCACACAUUGCCAAAUGGCUCAUCAUCACCACGCUCGUCACGGGUUCCAGAGCGUCUGAUGAUGGCGACGACUUUUCCAAUAAUCUAUUUUCUGACCUGGCGCCACUAUUGGCGCUUUUUGGAGAACGAGUGACAAUGCAAUUCAUGAGCCAAUCUACAGGGUGGGCUGACAACAUAAUUUUGGCCAUGGCACCCAUUGGAAUAAUUACUGCUAUUGUCGCUUCUAUCCGUGUUGGCGGGCCCCCGUGGCUCAAGGCUGUCAUCGGAAGAGCUAGAGAGAAUUUAGCAGUUUCUGAAGUUGAGUUGAUGUCUUCGACGUCAAAGGAAGUCUGCGAGGUCUGGAAUGGCCAAGAAGUGGUUCGAUGCAUGGGCUUAGCCCCAGUGGUAGAAUUCAUAUGCCUACUACAUUACGCCAAUACCAGGCCGUCUGAAAGCAAGUCCGCACCUGAGAUUGAGGUACUUAAGCUAGAAGAAGCAAUCGCAAAGGGAUAUAUCAAGGACCUCGAUGGCGAUGAAAAGCCUCAAACAGCUUCGACCUGUGAAGGUGACGAAGAACAAGCAAACCCGACUCCCAAUGCCUGCCCCACGACGGGAUCUGAGUCGGCGUCAACUUCAGAAAAAACACUCCAAAAGAUCUGCAUUAUACGAGACACAUCUGGGGACUCGCCUAACAUUAUCUUGAACUGUCAUCCCUCAGCUAACAGAAGCGAACUUUGGCUAUUCGCAGUCUUUGGAACUUGUCUUCAGCUUGGAGUCCUUGCAUACUCUGGGUUUCCAACAUACCACCCGGCUUUGAAGUUCCAAAAGGACGACAAACCCAUCGAAUCCUAUGCAUAUCCAUGCACUGCAAUAGGCACGCUGGUGUUGGUUCUUGGAAUGUUAUUGUGUGGCCAUGUCGUGGAGAGUAGUACCGACGAAAAAUGGUAUGAGGCAGCUGCUGGGUGGAAGACACGAAUGGUCUGGCUACAACAGACCAAAACUGUCAGUGAUCAGGUUUUCAACUCCUACAUGGUCUAUCCUAAAGAUGACCGACAGACCAUCACUACUUCGAGACGAUCCAACAAACACGGCAAAAACCGUUCUACUACUCACACUGGCUCCAACUCGGCUGGAGAUGAUGACCCUUCUACAUUUCUCAAUUUAAUUACGAUAAUUGGCACAACAAUCACGUUAUGCGGUUUCGUGCUUCAGUUUGUUGGUCUUCGUGGGAUGCAUUGGUCAGCGUCAAUCGCUCAGUUAGGUGCGGUUCUGGUGAUGGUAGGUGUUAAGGCUUGGGUCCGUCGUGGACUUGCAACAUCACCUGCCUGCGAGCCUUUGCCUUCUGGAUUCGAGCUCGACUGGUUCACGAGAACUUUAGGUGAGACUAAUACAGAGGCUUGGGGUGGUCAUAAUCGCGGAGAUAGCUCUAUUGGCGCUAAACUUGCAAGCAAUACAGAGUCUCCUAGCAACAAGUGGAAUGUUGUUACUGGUGGGAGGUCAUCAUUGGAAGGUUUUGAGCAAUUUGAGGGGCAUAAUUCUGAGUCCAGUGAUGGGAGUAUUUCUGAGCAAUGCCAGACAUCCGCUCCCCAACACAUCGAAGAAUGCGUAAUUAACGCCUAG